Messenger RNA from Daphnia magna, 1031 nucleotides. RefSeq lists its product as uncharacterized. Lineage: Eukaryota; Metazoa; Arthropoda; Branchiopoda; Diplostraca; Daphniidae. The coding region runs from base 215 to 1006 and encodes 263 amino acids. The record is from RefSeq and is a predicted model, not a curated record. The transcript has 2 exons.
UUCCGUUUAUAAUUAAGCUUGUCCUUUUCGUUUACGUAACCAACUCUCAUUAUAAAAUAACAGCAGACCUGCUAAAUAGUAGACUGCAGAGGUUCGCGUUCAGUUUUUAUGAUCAAAGUAACAAACCUUCCCCAAAAUUUAAGACCAAUCUGUUGCGAAAAAAGGUAACUAUAACACGAAGCAACGGGCAUCACAGAAUUGGUGUUUAAUUCGAAUGCUUCCUCUUUUAAUUGGUGAUUUGAUCCCGGAAGGAGACGAAUAUUUUUCCUUGAUUCUCAUUUUACUAGAAAUAAUGGAUAUUGUUUUUGCACCUAGUGUUUCAAUUGAGCAGACUAUUAUUCUAGAAGAUCUUAUUAACCAAAUGUAUUCAAGGUUUCAUUCAUUAUUUCCAUUGACUAGACCUAUUAACAAAUUCCACCAUAUGGCACACUAUCCAGCAGCUAUCCGGACUUAUGGUCCAGCUGUUGGAUAUUGGUGCAUGAGAUAUGAGGCUUACCAUAAUAGUUGUAAACGUGUUGCACAUAUAAACUGUAAUUUUAUUAACAUUCCAAAAUCAGUUGCUUAUCAUCUGCAAACGAUUUCCUGUCACAAUCUAUUAACUAAUGAUUUAUUUCACGAUGAUAUUCCCACGGUCGGUCCCAGGUCAAAAAAAAACUUAGUUAACAGGCAAGAAGACUCAAUCACUGAUGGAAAUAGUUCUUUAAAUCUGGAUUCAAACGCAACUGUUAUAAGAUGGGUAAAGUUUAAAGGCUGGCAUUACCGACCAGGAACCGUAAUAUUACUAAAACACAGCUUUGAAAAUCUUUCGGGGUAUCCGGAAUUCGUUUUAGAGACCAUUACUUUCAACCGUCACUUUCAUGCCUUUGAAUUACAACCUUAUUUUCCUGCUAAAUCUAUUAUGAUUGCACAUGAUAAUUUGAGACCAAAUGUUGCUCCAACAUGGUUAUUAAAAAGUUUUAAUGUUUCCGAAAAUGUCUCUUACGUAACUGUUCGUUAUUUUGUCUAAAAUUAACAUAUUUCUCAUUCCUUUU